AUGACCCAGACCGCGGGCCUGACUCUCGCCGUCUUGGACUUUCUGAUGAGCACUCUCUUGGUCAUCACGGGCAUUCUCAUCCCCACCAUUUGGGCCACGGACAUCCAGCAUUAUGCGCGCACCGCUGCAUCUCGUGGCUUUCUUGUACCAGGUGGCCCUGGGGGUUUGUUGAGGCAUCGAGGAGGUUUAAUGGCUACAUCAAGCGGCCCUGGACCUGGAGGCUCAGGUCGAUUCGUUUCUGUGGCAGCUACUUCUGCCGGCUGCAGUGUAACUGCAGCCAGUGGCUGUGGUAGUGGUGGCGUAGAACAGGAGGAGGACUCAGCCGAGCAUAUUGAAGACAUGUCUGCAGCAGCUGCGCUUGUUGCCGGAGGUGGCGCCCGGCCCUCAGCAAUUUCGCGCGCCUCACUACUUUCCGGUGGCGUACCUAGGUCGUCAGCAGCUGCUGCAGUUAUGCAGCAUCAUGCUGCGGCAGCAGCAGCAGUAGUUGCCGCCAGCAGAGCGCAAGUCAGGCCAGGCCAAGAGGUUGUGGGAGAGGAUGAAGAAGAGGAAGAUGUGUAUGAAGAAUUGCCUGAUGAUGAUGAUGACGAUCUGGAUGAUAUGGAAGACGAUGAAGAAGAAGAAGAGGAUAUGGAGGAUGUGAACUAA
This is a messenger RNA of Protopolystoma xenopodis, 645 nucleotides long. The record is from the annotation of a GenBank genome assembly. NCBI's taxonomy places the organism in Eukaryota, Metazoa, Platyhelminthes, Monogenea, Polystomatidea, Polystomatidae.